CUGGGAGUGCAGAUCGGGGGAGGUUUCCUUUGAUAAAGGGCACUUUAUACUCCACUUCAGAGGGAACUAUUCUAUUGAACUACUUUAUGAAACAUUCAGGAAUCCUGAAGUGUGGAGCUCGCUGGUAUCCUCACUCGGCUACUAACAUAGUGUGGAACCUUAAACCCUAAGUCAUCAGUUCCCAUUAAUAAAGCAUUACAUUUUUAAGGCUAUAGUGAAGUUUAGACUCGUUCUUCUUUCAAAUAUCUUCAUGCUUUUGUCUUCAAAUGUUUAGUUGAUGUCUUUGUCUACUGAUUUUUUGGGAUCUGUGUACCUUAUCAAUAUGUUACCAUGGCAACAGUCCUGGCAGUUAUUUCAUCAAGAGAGUGUGACAUAUCAUUUUCUCAUCUAAACCGUUAUUUAGAAAAUCUAUUUUCAAAAGGCCUGGAAGAAACAACAUGAACUUAAGAACACUGUGCCUGUUUUUCUUUAGAAUUGAAUGUGCAAUUGGAAGUUCAGUGUUGCAUGCAGAUACUUCCAACGUUAUGAGUUUUAAAGCAAACCUUGAAUUAUAUAUUUUUAAAAAGCAAUCAAAGUGCAUUUCCUUUGUGUAGGGUGAGCACCGUGUAGCAUAAUCAUGCACUUUGAAGUAAUUUGCUUUGUUUCCCCUUCAUUUGACAUGAUGCAUCCUGUGGAAAGAUAUGCUUCAAAUAAACAGUGUCAAUUAUCUCAGUCAUGAGCAUAAGGGGAGUGAUUAUUCUUAUCAGAAAUGACAAUGAUGACUUUACAAGCACAUGGUGCAAGCUAAGGACGUUUCCAUCUACCGCUAUUAUCCCCAAGUAAUUCAUUCAGAUGCAAUGUGGCAUAAAAAAUACCAUUACACAUUACACAGCAAUUCAUUGGAAGCAUGUGUCUUGUUUUAGAUGAAAUGUAACUACCAAUCAAACGAGAAGAACAAUCAGAUGCAAUUCCUGUCAGGUGACAUCCCGGCCAACCUUUGCCGGGGGGCCGGAGUGGGUCCGGUGGGCAGGAGUCCAGCUCUGUGGAGUACUGGAGUACUUUCAACCAUGUCAGGCAAGAAGAUGUCCAGCGAAGUAAGCGACUUUCCUGCCCCGCUCACACGUGAACCAUCGCCUAAGCACUGCCAUAAAGUGUGUGACGUAGCUCCACCAUUGAAAGGGCAGACAGCUCAGUCAGACGCUGUGGUUCCACACGGGUCAGAUUCACCUGGCAACGGCGUCCCGACUCUGAAAGCUCCCGAGGAAACCUCUGGGAUGGAGAGGCUGCUCAAGAAAUGUCAGAUCAGAAGCCAACUGGUCAGGGAGUGCAUGGCCGAGUGCCUUGGAGUCUAUGUCCUCAUUCUGUUUGGAUGCGGCUCCGUUGCCCAGGUGACCACGACUGAAGAUAAAAAGGGACAGUACCUGUCAAUCAAUCUGGGUUUUGCCAUGGGAGUAACUUUUGGGGUCUUUGUGUCUCGUGGAGUCUCAGGUGCCCAUCUGAACCCUGCAGUCACACUGAGCCUGUGUGUUUUGGGGAGACAUCCCUGGAUGAAGUUGCCUUUCUACUCGUUCUUCCAAGCGCUCGGAGCCUUUCUGGCUGCAGCCACCGUCCGCCUUCAGUACUACGAUGCCAUCAGGGUGUACAGCGGAGGUGAGCUGACCGUGACGGGCCCCACUGCCACAGCGGGCAUCUUCGCCACCUACCCUGCUGACUACCUCAGUGUGUGGGGAGGAAUCGUGGACCAGGUGAUCGGCACGGCUGCACUGCUGCUGUGUGUCCUGGCUCUCGGAGACCAGAAGAACAGCCACGUCCCUGAGGGUCUUCAGCCCGUCCUGGUGGGAGCAGCCGUGCUGGUCAUUGGCAUCUCGAUUGGCUCCAACAGCGGCUACGCCCUCAACCCCGCCAGGGAUUUUGGACCUCGGCUGUUCACGUACCUCGCUGGCUGGGGAGAGGAGGUUUUCAAGGCUGGAGGUGGUUGGUGGUGGGUGCCCAUAGUGGCUCCCUGUGGUGGGGCGCUGCUGGGAACUCUGAUCUACGAGUUGAUGAUUGAAGUCCACCAUCCUCUCAGUCUAUCUGAAGAACAGAUGCCAUGUCAGGAGCCCACUGAGAGCAAGAUGGGACUGGAGCUGGGGGGGUUGGAGAAAGACUGAAAAAACCACUCAG
This is a messenger RNA of Pungitius pungitius (ninespine stickleback), 2142 nucleotides long. It is a transcript of the gene aqp10b, whose product is annotated as aquaporin 10b. Gene Ontology annotation, cellular component: plasma membrane; basolateral plasma membrane. Gene Ontology annotation, biological process: water transport; glycerol transmembrane transport. Lineage: Eukaryota; Metazoa; Chordata; Actinopteri; Perciformes; Gasterosteidae. Gene Ontology annotation, molecular function: urea transmembrane transporter activity; glycerol channel activity; water channel activity. The record is from RefSeq and is a predicted model, not a curated record.